UUAAGCGAUGGCGAGUUCAUCGAAAUGUCACAGUACCACCGUAUGCCCAAGCUGUGGCAGAUGGACAACUACGAGGCAUGCCUUGAGUCGGCCGGUCCCGAUGAGCCAAGUGACGUGUACUGCUCCAGCACGGUCGUUAUCAAGCCAGAUAAUCGCUCAGAACUGUGGCAUCUGAUUGAGGACUUUUCCAGCGAUUACAAGCGUCACUAUAACCAUGGAGUGCUGAAGCGCGGCGUGUGUAUUAAGAGUUGUCAAAAAAUACUGGAAAAACUAUCCCCAUCGGAACGGCAAGCGCUAAUAGUGGAUAAGUUUUCCAUCAAUACUACGUACAAAUUCGAUGAAAGUGUCUUAAAAGACUCGACUGCUGACCGCGUUAUGUAUGAGGAGAUGGUUGGUAUUUGCAUCAACAAGCAGCUCAACGAUUCGUAUGGCUUGCUCGCUUACGUAGAGGUGCAAUCGUGCGAUAAAUCAUCGAGCGAACUUGAAAUGGAUACGCUCGAUGUGUCCUUCCUAGUUAUUCUGUGCACGCUGAUAAGCUUACUCAUGCUGUCGUCCUGGUACGAUAGCUCGAUCAACUACAAACAAAAUCCCGAUCACUACAAGCAAGCGCUUGAUAGCAAACGAAAAAUGAUUUGGGUAUCGUUCUCAAUCCAACGGAACUGGUACCGACUGACGUCACGCUCGCACGAUGAAAUGAGCAAAAAACUACGCUUCUUUCAGGCGGUUAGAUUUAUAACUAUGAUGCUGGUUAUUUUCGGGCAUGCUACACUAUUGAUCGCCAUCACACCAAUCACAAAUGCAGAGAAACUUGAGCAGAUUAUGCAUAAUAUUGGCAGCAUGAUUCUCACGAAUGGAGUACAAAUUACGCAGACGUUUCUAGCUAUGAGUGGCACGCUGUUAACGAUUCAAUUUCUAGAUUAUGCUGAAAAGCGCAACGGACGAGUAAACUUUUUCUACGUGCCAAUAGCGAUCAUGUACCGAUACAUUAGGUUGACUCCGGUAUAUGCGUUCAUGAUACUCCUGCAUGCCACGUGGUUACUUAAACUGCAUUCAGGUCCCAUUUGGCGGUGGGCCUCCGAGACGGAACAGGUGUUCUGUCGCCGCAACUGGUGGACAAACCUUUUGUACAUUAAUAAUCACGUACACGCCGACCAGCCGUGUGUUCAACAAGGAUGGUAUCUUGGUGCUGAGUUCCAAAUCUUUAUCAUUGCCAUAAUAGUGUUAGUUGCAGCCGUAAAGUAUCCUCGUGCCAAAACCACCAUACUGGCGGUCGUAAUUGCCGCAGCCUACAUCAUACCAGCCGUUUCCAUUUAUUACCAGGAGCUUCAGGGAACGUUCCUGGUCAUGUUGGAAGCUCAACGGUACGUACUGUGGUUCGAUAAGUUCUACCUGAAGGCGUACAUCCCGACGCACAUCAACUUCGGUAACUAUAUGCUGGGCGUGCUGACAGGAUUCGUGUAUGACUUUCUCCGCAAGCGGUCGAUUAACCCCGUCGAAAGCAAGCCUUUCCGCGUCGUGUGGUACUUGAACUUACUGAUAAUGCCCCUAUCGAUGCUGCCUUCGUACAUAUUCUACCUGUACGAGUUCGAAACACCGUCCAUUUGGAUGGCGAUCUAUUUUGCGGUGUUUAAGAAUCUGUUCGGCAUCGGCAUUGGUAUAUUUGUCAUCGGUUGCAUCUACGGUGUGAAUGCCACAUUGCUGCGAAUACUGAACUAUCCGUUCUUCGAGCCUCUGGGACGGUUAGCGUACGGUGCCUAUCUGGUCCAUCCGUUCGUUAUGCGUUUCAUGUACGCCAGUGCCCGUGGGCCGGUCUACUACAACGAUCUGACGACGAUAACGCUGGUAGCUGGAGCUACAGUGAUAUCCUGCUUGGCAGCGUUGCUGUUGUGUUUGUUGCUAGAACUUCCUACUUCAGCAUUGCAGAAUCAGCUAUUUGGUGACUUGAAAGCAGCCUCGGUUGGCAUUUUGACGUCGAUCGUAGUACGCAUGUCGCAGUUCACAAGCACGAUCGGCUACUGCGAUGAGCCGUGCGAGGGUAGGAAAAUAGUUACCUAA
Messenger RNA from Anopheles nili, 2055 nucleotides. Its product is annotated as nose resistant to fluoxetine protein 6-like. The coding region runs from base 25 to 2055 and encodes 676 amino acids. The transcript is spliced from 12 exons. Gene Ontology annotation, molecular function: acyltransferase activity, transferring groups other than amino-acyl groups. The record is from RefSeq and is a predicted model, not a curated record. NCBI's taxonomy places the organism in Eukaryota, Metazoa, Arthropoda, Insecta, Diptera, Culicidae.